Messenger RNA from Pseudo-nitzschia multistriata, 4409 nucleotides. NCBI's taxonomy places the organism in Eukaryota, Bacillariophyta, Bacillariophyceae, Bacillariales, Bacillariaceae. The record is from the annotation of a GenBank genome assembly.
CCUGAAUCAUUUCAAUAUUUGAUCCUUUGACCGAGGCAAACCACCAGAUUCUGGCUCGUCAAACAGUUCUGUUUUCACUCAUACCUUACGAAGCUCGGAAAUACCUAUCUUUCCUUUGUCAGAAGUGGCGAAUAGUCCUUUGAAGUUACUGAUAUCAUGCGUUUCGCUGUUGCUCUGUCUACUUUAGUGAGCCUUGGUUCCGCCAGCGAUGACGUAAAUCGUGCAGAUGGAACACUUAGCAGCAAUCCAUCCCAUCCCGAUUCCAAGUCGUUUUCGAUUGGACUUUCCAAGAACCAUGCAGGGUUGUCCAACGAGAGUAUUUCCAAGGCUAGUAUUUCCAAGGCUAAUAAUUCCAAGUCGAAAGUGCUUUCGAACAAAGCCAUAUCAAUCGAUGCGGAAAACGAAGAUCUAGAUGUCAUUCCAGACAUUGGUAUCAUCAGCAACAAGCCUAGCGUUGCAUCCAAUGAUAAAUUUGACUUCAUGUUUCCUAUCGAUGACCACAAUAAGCAAGGAUACCAUUUGCUUCAAGAUCCUACCAUGCCGAGUAACGAACAGGUUUCCCACGGCGUCGCCUAUGCAGGAGACUUGUGGGUGAGCCAAGAGGAGCAACGUCCACUGCAAUCAAUCACGGAUUGUACUGCAAAUUGUUCCACUGGACGCAGUCAUUUGUUGGAAGAUCCUGUGGUUUCCCGCGACUCGGCCGAUUUGCGGGCGGGCCAAGAGGUGCAGCGUGUGCUCGAACCAAGCACAAGCACAGACUGCGCAGUCGCUUGUACCAAUGGACGCCCCAUCAUCAACGUUUCUGGUUGGGAAUUUAGGUCUCUCCUUCGUAGCUGUGCUUUCAGCUCAUCAGAUUGCCCAUACGAUCUUCCAAUCAACUGCUGGGACACAUCGCGUGUCACCAGUAUGUCUUCUGCCUUUUCGGCUUCAAGGUCUUCUCCGACUUACCUCAAACACUUCAACGAGCCCCUGAACUGCUGGGAUGUAUCGAGCGUCACAAAUAUGUAUAUGAUGUUCCACUUCCAGCUUAAAUUCAACCAGCCUAUUGGUGAUUGGGAUGUGUCCAGAGUGGAAGACAUGAAUCAAAUGUUUUAUCAUGCUGCAAAUUUCAAUCAGCCCAUUGGUGAUUGGGAUGUGUCGAAAGUUUCAGACAUGAACAGAAUGCUUGAGAAAACCUAUAAAUUCAACCAGCCCAUUGGUGAUUGGGAUAUCUCAAGCGUGACACGCGUAUUUAAAAUGUUUUAUUAUGCAAUACGUUUUAACCAGCCCAUUGGUGAUUGGGAUGUGUCCAGACUGUCAAACAUGUUCGGCAUGUUUGAUCAUGCUUAUAAAUUCAAUCAGCCCAUUGGUGAUUGGGAUGUGUCCAGUAUGGAAUAUUUGAGUGUCGCGUUUCAUGGAGCAUCUAGUUUCAACCAGCCCCUUGACAAAUGGAAUGUGUCCAAGGUGCAAGGUGUGUGGAAUAUGUUUGAUGGAGCAUCUAGUUUCAACCAGCCCAUUGGUGAUUGGGAUGUGUCCAAAGUGGGAUCUUUGAGAUCAAUGUUUGAUGGGGCAACCAGUUUCAACCAGCCCCUUGAUAAAUGGGAUGUGUCGAGGGUCCAAUCAAUGAUGUAUAUGUUUCGUGAUGCAACCAGUUUUAACCAAUGCCUCUCAACAUGGGCCGGAAAGACCCCUAUGGUUGUCGAUAUGAAAGAUAUGUUGAAGGGAAGUGGUUGCCCGCAGCAAUCGAAUCCGGAUCCAUCUGUAGGGCCCUGGUGCCAAACGGAAAGUGAUUCUUGCUCCGUUGAUUUGUCAUUCACGGCUUGUACUGAAAUUUGUUCCACUGGACGCCCUGUUGUAAAUGUUUCUGGAAAAGAAUUUCGAGAUCUCAUCAAGAAUUGCGUUGUGAACAAUAGCAAUUGCCCGUAUAAUUCUUCUGUCAACUGCUGGGACACAUCUGGUGUCACUGACAUGGCUUACGCAUUCCGAGAUCUGGUAUACACCGAAUUCAGUGAACCACUGCUCUGUUGGGAUGUAUCAGGGGUGACAAACAUGGAAUAUAUGUUUGGAGGUUCAUAUUUCUUCAAUGGAGACAUUGGCAAUUGGAAUGUGUCAAGAGUGACCAGCAUCGAUUCCAUGUUCUCCUCGACGUCUUAUUUCAACCAACCCCUCGGAGAUUGGGAUUUGUCAAGCGUGACAAGCAUGAAUCGAGUGUUCCACAGGUCACCGUUCAACCAGCCCAUCGGCGACUGGAAUGUAUCAAGGGUGACGAGCAUGAGCGAGUUAUUCUCUUCGUCGUCCUUCAAUCAGCCCAUUGGCACUUGGGAUGUAUCAAGCGUGAGAGACUUUGGAGGUUUCUUCGGACCUACUUUUAACCAGCCCAUCGGUGAAUGGGAUUUAUCCAGUGCUACAGUUCUGGAUAGAAUGUUUGCAUUUGCUUCUAGAUUCAACCAGCCCAUUGGGGAUUGGAAUUUAUCAAAUGCAGAGAGCAUGGUACUCAUGUUUAAAAACGCAAAAGCGUUCAACCAGCCGAUUGGGGAUUGGAAUGUCUCAAGGGCUACAAACAUGAGUAAGAUGUUUGAUGACGCUUUUGGGUUCAAUCAGCCCAUUGGUGAUUGGGAUGUCUCGAGCGUGAGAGAUAUGUCUGAAAUGUUCCCAGGAGACGGACAGAAGUUCAACCAACCCAUUGGUGACUGGGAUGUCUCGAGGGUGACAGACAUGAGUUUUAUGUUUAUUUCUAAUAAAGCUUUCAACCAGCCCAUUGACGUUUGGGAUGUGUCAAGCGCGACAAAAAUGCAGGGGGUCUUUUUUCGUGCAGAAAAUUUUAAUCAAUGCCUCGCAACAUGGGCCAGCAAGACACCUGGAAAUGUUAAAGUGGAUUAUAUGUUUGAAGAUAGUGGUUGUCCGAACACAUCAGAUCCAAAUCCAUCGCUAGGACCCUGGUGUCAAGUUGACAGUGAAUUCUGCAUUGCUCCAGAUCCAGGUCCUGAAGAUGAUGAUAUUCCGGCACCAACUCCAGGUCCAGGUCCAGAUAUCCUCUCUACUUGUGCAGACAGUUGUCCMAAUGGACGCCCCGUCAUCAAUGUUUCUGGUUCCGACUUUCGAGCCCUCAUUAGCGAGUGUGUUCCCAACGCAUCGCUUUGCCCAUUUUCACUGAACUGCUGGGACACAUCGCGUGUCACUGAUAUGUCCAAUGCCUUUGCAGCAGAUAGAUUUGGGCCAGGAUCCUUCAACGAGCCCCUGAACUGCUGGGAUGUAUCAAGUGUGACAAGCAUGCGUGGUAUGUUUCAUUCCCAGCCUUCUUUCAACCAGCCCAUUGGUGAUUGGGAUGUGUCCAGAGUGAGAGACAUGGAAUACAUGUUUCAUAAAUGUGAUAAAUUCAAUCAGCCCAUUGGUGAUUGGGAUGUGUCCAGUGUGACAAACAUGAGAAUGAUGUUUGAUGACACUUUUGCAUUCAACCAGCCCAUUGGCAAUUGGAAUGUCUCGAGUGUGCAAGACAUGGCACAAAUAUUUAAAGGAGGAGAUCACCAGUUCAAUCAACCCAUUGGUGACUGGGAUGUGUCUAGCGUGAGAGAUAUGAGUUGGAUGUUUGUUGGCAAUCCUGGUUUCAACCAGCCCAUUGGUGACUGGGAUGUGUCAAAGGUAAAAAGUACGACUGGUAUGUUUGCUCAGACAUCAAGUUUUAACCAGCCCCUUGACAAAUGGGAUGUGUCGAGCGUCAGAAUAAUGGGGCUUAUGUUUGACAGGGCUUCUAGUUUCAAUCAACCCAUUGACCUUUGGGAUGUCUCAAGUGUCACCCAUAUGAUUGGGAUGUUUCGUGGUGCAACCAGUUUUGAUCAAUGUCUCUCAACAUGGGCCAGCAAGACCCCAGUGGAUGUUUUCUUAAGACUCAUGUUUAUAGGCAGUGGUUGUCCCCAGCAAAUGGAUCCAGAUCCAAGACUAGGACCCUGGUGUCAAGUUGACAGUGAAUUCUGCAUUGCUCCAGAUUUUCCUGAAAAUGAGAUCUCUGUUUGCGACAAUAUGGAAGGUUUCCAAAUGAAGGGCAAAACGAUCACCUGCACAGAACUGGAAGACUUCAGCAGCAAGAAGAGAAAAAGAGUGUGCAGGAAGGAAAAAGCCAAGGAGGCCUGCCCCAGGAUUUGCGACCGCCGUUGCUUUUGCAAGGACAAGACCGCCUUCAAGAUCAAACCCAACAGCGACAACGACUUUAGAGGGAAAUUCCGGUGCAAGAACGUAAACAAGGACCAGCAGCCCUCCUGCACCAACAUGGCAUCCAUGGAGAUGAUGGUCGGGGAUCUGUGUCCUGUAACGUGCAACUUUUGUUUUUGAUUCGGGCCACCGAGGCACGAUGCGUGCGUAGUUGUGAAACCAUCAAAUUUCGUCUACUCGUAUGGCUUGGCACUUUAGAACUGACACGUCAGUCUAAACAUUUU